AUGAGCGCCGACCUUUUGAUUAAAAACGCAAAAAUCGUGACGCCCGCAGGCACGUAUGAGGGCUGCGUCUACGUGGAGGGGGGGCGGAUUUCCGCCAUCACCCAAAAAGCCGAGACGGGUGCUGCGCGCGAAAUCGACGCAGGGGGACGCUUUCUCUUGCCGGGCAUGGUGGAUGAGCACGUGCACAUGAUGGACCCCGGCUUCACGGACAGGGAAGACUGGACGACGGGCACCGAGGCGGCGGCCAGGGGCGGCAUCACCACGGUGAUCGACCAUCACCGGAGCGAGCCGCUCGUCUACACGCGAGAGAUACUGGAGGAGAAAACCGCCUACAUCGAUUCGCGCUCGGUGGUGGAUUUCGGGCAGUUGGGCGGCCUCGACGUCGACAACCUGGAACACUUGCGCCCCAUGUGGGAGGGCGGCGCGCUGGGCUUCAAAGGGAUUCAUGUGCGAACUGCACGGCGUGCCCGAUUUGUCCGAGGGCGGCGCUCUUGA
This is a messenger RNA of Geodia barretti, 495 nucleotides long. The record is from the annotation of a GenBank genome assembly. NCBI's taxonomy places the organism in Eukaryota, Metazoa, Porifera, Demospongiae, Tetractinellida, Geodiidae.